This is a messenger RNA of Pimephales promelas (fathead minnow), 1470 nucleotides long. Lineage: Eukaryota; Metazoa; Chordata; Actinopteri; Cypriniformes; Leuciscidae. The record is from RefSeq and is a predicted model, not a curated record.
UGGUGGCCAACCGCUUCUCAUAUUAAAAGAAGAAUUGGCCUCGCUAUGGUUAGAGAGUCUCUUGCGCUCUUUUUACUUCAAAUAAUAGAAGAUAAAGACCCACAAACUCUUUUAGCAGCACAUACGUAAUCAAGAAUAUUCAUUAGUACUUUUUCAGUCGAUGUAAAUUAUUUUCGUUAAGCUCCUUCAGUCGGUUUUUGAGAGGGAUUCUUUCUGUCGAUCGUGUGGACUCUGACACGCCCAGAAACUCCUGAUUAUUACAAAUAAUAUCCAUCGAUCAUCUUUGAAAACGAAACAUAGAGCAGUAUGAAAAACAUUUCAUUGUUCUUUGUGUUCGUUGUGUUUAUGGAAGGUGUUUUUGGUGAGUCAGUGACUGAGGGAGGUUCUGUCACUUUAAAGACUGGUCUCUCUGAAAUAAACCCGGAUGAAGUGAUAGAGUGGAGGUUUGUUGAAACUCUCAUAGGUAGAGUAAGAAAAGGCAUUGACCCCUCACUGUAUGGUGACGUUCUUGAUGGGAAAUUCAAAGGCAGACUAAGACUGGACAGUAAGACUGGAGAUCUCACCAUCUCAAGCACCAAAACCUCAGACUCUGGAGAAUAUAAAGUUUCCAACAGCAUCACUGACCUAAAGACCUUCACUGUCACUGUCAAUGCUGCUGCAGCUCCAGAAUCAGGUUUGUCUCCAGGCGGGAUAGCAGGGAUAGUUAUUGCUGUUAUUGCGGCGGUGGCUGCAGCUGUUGGUGGCAUUUACUAUGGCUACAAGAAAAAGGGAGGAACGUUAUGAGCUUCAGUGGCAGAUGUUGAAUGUCACUGAUUCCACUAAACACAGAAGAAAUACGCCGGAGGAACGGCCUUUGAUAAAGAAAAACUCUCUCGGCAACUUCAGGACUAAACCAAUGUGACAUUUUCAUUAUUCAAUAUUAGUCAUAUUUCUCCUCAUAUUAGCCUCUGAAAUCCUCCACAUCUGAUCCAAAUUUCACAUUUCAUCCCCAUUUAAUGCGUACUGGAUAAAGCACUUACUGUUUCUGCAAUUAUUAGACCAAAUAUCUGAUCAACUUUAGUUUUAACUCUUUCUAGAAACGUGUUUGUGUCGCACUGACACUGUGUAUGAAAUUUGAUGUGACGCUCUUAUUGCAGGAAUAAUCUCCACAUGCAUUCCUAUUGCUUAAAUCAUAAUAUAAACUGUGCCUUCUUUUUCUGCUUAAUUUCACUUUAGUUUCAUCUGUUUUGUUAUCUAAAGUAAAUCUGCCCAUCUUACUCUCUGAUUGUGAAUGUAAAUUUAAAUAAUUUGUUACGGGUAAUGAUUUAUCGGUGUGUAAGCUUAUUGAUUUUAUUUUUUAAUUUGAUUGUUACUUUUUUAAAUGAUUUUAUUCGAGAAGUUUUAGAUUUGAAUUUAAUGUUGUGCUGCUUUAAGCUUAAUGCAAACCUUUGCAUAACUUCACUGAAUAAAAUAAUAGUAAAUUAACCAAAA